Tyto alba (common barn owl) is the source of this 3697-nucleotide messenger RNA. It is a transcript of the gene LEPROT, whose product is annotated as leptin receptor overlapping transcript. Gene Ontology annotation, cellular component: endosome. Bases 76 to 471 code for a protein of 131 amino acids. Gene Ontology annotation, biological process: late endosome to vacuole transport via multivesicular body sorting pathway; negative regulation of growth hormone receptor signaling pathway. NCBI's taxonomy places the organism in Eukaryota, Metazoa, Chordata, Aves, Strigiformes, Tytonidae. The record is from RefSeq and is a predicted model, not a curated record. The transcript is spliced from 4 exons.
GGGCGGGGCUAAGCGGCCGGGAGGCGGAAGUGGCUCCGCCGCCACCUCAGCUCGGCGUCGGUGAGCGCCGCGAACAUGGCGGGCAUCAAAGCUCUCGUGGCGUUGUCCUUCAGCGGAGCCAUCGGGCUGACGUUCCUCAUGCUGGGCUGCGCCCUGGAGUACUACGGUGUAUACUGGCCUCUGUUUGUCUUAAUAUUUUACUUCAUCUGCCCCAUUCCCCACUUCAUUGCAAAAAGAGUAAGUGAUGACAGUGAUGCAGCCAGCAGUGCCUGCAGGGAAUUGGCGUAUUUCUUCACAACCGGAAUUGUUGUUUCUGCCUUUGGAUUUCCUAUAAUCCUUGCACGGGUUGAAGCGAUCAAAUGGGGAGCCUGUGGUCUGGUGCUGGCUGGCAAUGCAGUCAUUUUCCUUACUAUUUUAGGCUUUUUUCUUGUGUUUGGUAGAGGAGAUGACUUUAGCUGGGAACAGUGGUAGGACAUCGCUCUGACUCUGGUAAUAUUUUACAGCAUGUAUCACCAUAUGUAUACUCUCUGUGUGUAUAUGUGUAUAUAUUAUAACGUGUGUGUGUGCACGCUGAGGUGUAUGUAUGUGCAUAUGCAUGUAGUUUUACAUUAUCAGAUCAUAACAUGCUUUUUUUUAAAAUGCAUUUCAACCAAAGGGAAAAGGCCCUUGUGACAGCUGUCUCAAUGUAUUCAGUAAAAGCUGGAAUAACUGUUGCAAAUCUGUCCCCAAAUAAGUUUACAAACCGUAGGCUGUUUUACUAAUUUUUUCAUUUUUUUAUUCAUAAUAUGCAUUAACUUUUGUUUUAAUCACGGUAGUAUUAUUAAUACAUAUGAUAUUGGUCAGGAUACCUGUUGGUGUUUUUAACCAUGUAAUCAAAAUAGGCCAAUAUAAAGAUUAUCCUACUUGGUAUUGUUCAAUCUUUCUGCUCUGAUUAGGGAUGAAUGAGUACUUGCUUUUCACUUGAGUAAUUGUAAUUCUACUGUUUUUUCUUGAUAACAUCAAACAUAGGUUAUGCCAACUCUUCUACUACCUAAUGAAAGAAAAAGAAAAUAACCCUGGUUAAAAAUCCUUCCUUCCACUUACGAUGUUUGUUUAAAAAAUAAUUGCCCUCCAAAGAUACUCAGGCUUUGUCCCUAUUCAGCUUAACAACUGUGGAUAUAAUAUGGGAAUAAUGUAUUUUAAUGCCUCUUUAAUGCUUAGAGCUGACAUUACUUCUCUUGUGAAGGUUCACAAAAGAAGAAACUGUGCUCAGGACACUUGCAAUCACAAUGUAGUAUUCAGCUCUGUAUUCUUAUGUGUGAAAUGCCUGAAUUGCAAUGAAGUGAGUGUUCUGCUGGGUAGGACUUCUUAUCUCCUUGGUUCUCAUUGCUUUUAAAACAUACUUAUUCAACUACUAUUUUUUGUCUGUGAGAAAAGAUUGUUAUAUUAAAACACUAUAUUUUUAAAUAGCAUUAUCCUAGUAAACAUUCACAUAAUCACACUUAUACAAGUGAACUCUGUUACUGUUUUGACUUGCUGAAUCCUGCAAAUUGUGGAGGCGUGGUUUUGUAAAAAUGCAUUCUGGUACAACCCCAACUCUAGAAGACAUUUCAAUAAUCUGCAAAGGGGUGAAGGAAGAGACACCGUAGUUUAUUCUUUCAUAGAAAAAUGGACAUAAAGAGGUUUCUGCUCUGUGAAGUAAGAAGCUGAAUUCCUGCGUAGGGUAUGUUUUACUAUUGCAAGUUCUUUAGACUAGUAGAUUGCAAAUGAGUGUUUUAUAGUUGUGUGAGUUAGUUCACAGCUGCCUGCUAUCACCCUGUGUAGUUACGAGGGACAUGGUGUGAGGAGGUGGUAGAAUCCAUCCUGCACGAUGGGGCGGCAUCACCAACACAGUGCUUUUUGCCCCCUGAGUUGUGUGGAACUACUCGUGCUGCUCUCCAGAACUCACUCAAUACUGGUGUCCUGUGGAUUUCUGUGCAGAGCAAAGGUUCAAAAUUUACUGAAUGUUACGUGGUUGUUCUGAUACUGGGUCUUUUGUUCAUGCUUAGUGCCCUAGAAGAAGGGUACGGAAAUCAUUCUGCAGCCCAAGUAAUGUAAUAUCACCUAAGUAGGAAUGGAAUAUCAUGUUUCAGGAAGGUUAAUUACAUGUUUUAAAUUUAAACUUCAGAUGUGUGGAGGGUGAGCACUUCAGUAGUAAGGAACGCUGAGGAGCUGUAUUUUAUACUGAAGUGUGUCUAGGCUGUCAUUCUUGUAAAAGAAGAAUUAACCUUAAAUGACAGGGUUUUUUCGGAUGUUAAUGCUUCAUCAAAGACAUAGCAGGAAUAUACUUGGAAAGAUGCUGUUCAUAAACAAGUUCUCUUCCUGAGUUUGAGUUAUGUUGGAUCUUACUGGUUUGUAAAGUACUACUGUGGAAAUUAUUUGUUCUGAUUAUGAACCAGGUUGUUUAGAGUAAUUGUAAUUUCCACGCAUAAGUCUUGCUUUGAUUUUUGAAGUUGCUUUUUUUCCUAUGUAAUGGCAUUUUUCAUACAAAUUAGUGAAGUGAAACAGCAACAGUAAUACACACUUUAAGUGCCUGGUCCUGUAAAUGCCUAAUGUUAUUACUAACAAUUCUAUUUAACUCCUCUUAAAAUACACAUGUGCUUGCAGGGUUAGACUCUUGAGUGCUUUUACUCCUUAGAAUUUAUGUACCAAAGGCUGCAACAGAAGUCUGCAAAACUACUCCAUUACUGAUGCAAUUUUGCUUUCAAGACAGUGGCAUGAAAAACAGCUGAGAUCAAUUUUUCUUUCAAUUAGAGAAUCAUUACUUGUAGCAUCUGUUGUAGAUCUGUUAGUAAAUAGUGUGCUUGUGGCAAAUUGGGAUACAGGUGGUAAACAUGACAAUCUAAAACGAAAAGGAGGAUUAGAAAGUGCAGUCUUGAAGAAGAGUUGCUUCUUUGACAAAUUAUUCUGUUGUACUGUAUUUCCUUUGAUAUUACUGUGGUUGGUGGGUACCUCAUGAAAUGGCAGGUAAAUGUUGAAUGGAGAAAGUACUUUUUUUUUUUUCUUCUUCUUUUGAAGCAGUGAUGUGCACUAAUCCUUAAUGUGAACUUCAUGCAGUUUUCACCAUGGACUUUUAUUUUAAAAUGUUUAACUUUAAAAAAAAAAAAAUGUGUUUAACGGUGUUUAAAUCAUGGAAAUUUUCCUUGACGUCUUUAAAAGUAAAUUUUCUUGAAUGAGUCUUUGAUAUCAAAUAGUCAGGGUAAAAAAUUCUUCAAUGAUUUUUUUAUCAAGAGCUUCACUCAUUCACACAAACCUGGUGCUUUGAUGGCCAGUGCUGGACAUACUGUCACUAUCUACCAGUAGCAAUUUACUGUGGUUUCUCUGAAAUUGUUUUCCUAAAUGGAAGUGAAUACUAUGUAUCCAAAGUGCCUUAAUUUCAAUACUAUGAUGAUUUUUGCGAAUUCAUAUACAUGGCAAUAUCACUAUGUUUCAUAAUCAGAUGAAAAUCUGUUACUGCAUUUUAUAAAGCUUUCUUGUCAACUAAUCAUGUUUUCUGUAAUGUAGAAUGCAGUGCAGCUUUUGUAACUUUUGUAAACACUAUUUUUAUUUUCUGUGAUUGCCAGGUUCUUGAGAUGAUGAAGUAUUAAAACAUGGAAAUUAAAACAAAUUCUGCUUCUCUUUUGAAUUGUCUAAUAAAACUGGCUUUUUGAAUUGUCUAAUAAACAUAUCUGAUGCUUAA